AAUUUGUUGAUGUAGUUACUGUCCUUCGCAACACAAUCAGUUUAACAAUAUGAAUACGCACAAACUGUCAUUAACCUUAUUGUCCUUUAUAUGAAGUGUAUGAGCAGGAGUUCCGAGGAGCUAAUCUCCGCUCACCUGAAUGCGCAGUCCGUACACUGCGCAACUCUGAUCAGACGAGCCGCGAGUUGCUAUAAGUGCGGGGGCUGAAAACUUGCUGUAAUACAAGAUCAUCAUCAUCAACCACAUGAAAUCAACAAUCCGGCAGCCUCCGGUUCUUGUCUUGCAGAUAUGCAGGAAGAUUUCAACGGAGCCUGCUUUCGAUCUUCAGAUAGCAUUAGACAUAAUCGAAUAGCGUGUCAAUGGACGAAGUGAAAAAAACCUACUACAUCGUGUUGUGUCUCACCGGGAUACCAGCCAACAUCUUUGCUGCUUUUGUCAUUCUUACACGGCCCUGCCAACUUAGUAAGACCACCACCAUCUAUCUGGUGGCACUGGCUUGCUCAGACACCUUCUGCCUAGUGUGGGCCGGAUUUUAUAACCUCAGCCAGCUCUUCUCGGAUACAGAAUCCUUUUGGGACACCGAACCUGUUAUUUGCUUGUCCAUCGUGAUUGAAUAUGGAGCUGUCCUGAGUUCAGUUUGGAUUAUUGUAGCAUUUACUGUGGAGCGCUAUGUGUUUCUUUUUAAGAAGACAUUUAAGCGAAGUCUUUCUCAUCCUCAGGUGGCCAUAGGCAUGGUUGUUGGACUUGUCCUUUUCUCCUAUGCUGUGUCUACCUCUUCCUGUUUGAUCCAUCAUUUCACUUUGAACGACUCCAGUUCCAAAAUCCAGUCGUCCACCAGCACGGACGAGUGCUCUGUAUAUAGUAGACCACUGUUGUGGGUUCAUUUCUUUAUCACAGGAGGUGCGCCUUACUUCCUCAUCAUUGUCUUCAACGUUCUCAUUGUGUACAAUCUGAGGAUGCACACUAAAGUCCAGCCUCCUGGAGGAGGAGGCUCAGCAGCCAUGAACCGAACCCGAAAUCAUGUCAGGAGAUUAGCACGCCUUCUCCUCACCAUCUCCCUCACCACAGUAGCCUUGGGCUUGCCACGCUUCAUCGCUUGUUCCUUUGAGGAGACUGCCGCUGUAAUCAUCAACCUUUGCAUCAUGCUGCAGUGGCUCAACUCUGCCAUUAACUUCUGCCUGUUCUGCCUGGCUUGUACUGCCUUCCGCAAAGAGUGCCUGCUGUUGUUUCGAGCUUGUGCUGCACGGCUGAAACCAAGCCAUGGCUCUCCUGCAGUGGGAUACACAAACGGUGGAAACAAACCCUGUCAAAGUGGUGUCAGUGGGGAAAAGCAUGAGAAGAAUCUGCCUCUUCCAAUGCUGACUCUGACCAGCAGCACGAACACCACAGGAGCUGGUGAAAUGGACAGCAAAGCAAACUAAGAGCAGAGGGACAGGAGAUGAACAUUUUGUAAUACAUUGUCAUGUGAUUUUUGAAAGCUAACUUCUCCUUUUUUUAAUCUGAUAAAUGGUAUCCAGCAUAAAACUUCUGGUCUUCUAUUCAGAAAGAUAGCGGUAAGAGACAACUCGAUUAAUAGUGUCUUCAUAAAGAAACAGCUACACUUUAAUUACCUAAUUCUAGCAGCGUAGCCUCACAGAUGUCUUGCUCCAUGCCUGGGUGUUGUCUCUAUGGGGUUUGCCCAAUCUCACCAUGUGAGUUUUUCUAAAGGACGCUCUGGUUUUCCUCCCACCUUCCCAUAAAGGUCUGGUUAUUAGGUGUGAACAUAUUUAGAUGUGCAUGUGAAAGGGGUCUCAUCUAAGGCUGGUUCAUGGCCUUACAGCCCAUGCUUAGGUGUGUUCCAGCCCCUACAGCUGGAUUAAGUGAGACAUCAGAAUGUUAUUUUGGAUAGGUUAACUAAUUAUUUGAUUCUGUUCGUAGACUUUAGUUCAGCAUUCAACAUCAUCAUCCCUCAGAAGCUCAGAAGGCAGUGGAGUCUCAACUCAACUCAACUCAACUUUAUUGUCAUUCAACCACAUACAUAGAAUAUGGUUGAGCAAAAUUUCAUUCCUUAUGGUCCCAGGUGCAUAACCAAAUCAACAUACGUUUUAACAUACACUAUUACAUUAACAAAACCAGUGUUACAAUACAAAGUAAGCAAAACAAAAAAACUCAAGGCUAUAAAGUUCAAACAAAGCUCAAUGUCUAUUGUAAAAUGCAGAAUGUACAUGCUAUAGGGAUAUGGUGUUGGGUGAUGUGUAAGAGUUCAGAAGUCUGACACUCUGGGGAAAUAAACCGUUAUGAAGCUUG
This is a messenger RNA of Polypterus senegalus (gray bichir), 2286 nucleotides long. RefSeq names its product probable G-protein coupled receptor 139. NCBI's taxonomy places the organism in Eukaryota, Metazoa, Chordata, Cladistia, Polypteriformes, Polypteridae. The coding region runs from base 360 to 1421 and encodes 353 amino acids. The record is from RefSeq and is a predicted model, not a curated record. Gene Ontology annotation, cellular component: membrane. The transcript is spliced from 2 exons. Gene Ontology annotation, molecular function: G protein-coupled receptor activity. Gene Ontology annotation, biological process: G protein-coupled receptor signaling pathway.